Messenger RNA from Mobula hypostoma (lesser devil ray), 2772 nucleotides. RefSeq names its product zinc finger protein 229-like. NCBI's taxonomy places the organism in Eukaryota, Metazoa, Chordata, Chondrichthyes, Myliobatiformes, Myliobatidae. The coding region runs from base 648 to 1598 and encodes 316 amino acids. The transcript is spliced from 3 exons. Gene Ontology annotation, biological process: regulation of transcription by RNA polymerase II. The record is from RefSeq and is a predicted model, not a curated record. Gene Ontology annotation, molecular function: RNA polymerase II cis-regulatory region sequence-specific DNA binding; DNA-binding transcription factor activity.
AUUCGGCCUCAGGACAAUCGGAACAGGAGAUGGACACAGAGUCUAUAGAAGUGAAGCAAAGCAGCAUCAAGUUAAUGGACCCUGUACAGAUUACAGAGGUGGAGAUGUUUGCUGUCUUAAGGCAAAUUACCAUGGAUUAAUCCCCAGGGCCUGACAAGUUUCUCCCUAGGACUCUGCGGAAGACAAGUACAGAAAUUGUCGGGGCCCGAGCAUGGAUAUUUAAAUCAUCCUUAGUGACAGGUUAAAAAUGACAAGGAAUUUGUCUACGGGAAUCUUGACCACAACACACCAGUUUUGCUGUCUCUGUCUAGAUACUUAAGAAGUGGAGCAAGGGAUUCAAUCAACCAUCCUUCCUGCACAGACUGUGGGGAGGGAUUCACUCGAUCAUCUGACCGACUGGCACACCCGUCAUUUUACACAGGGGAGAGGCCAGUCACUUGCUCAGGCAGUGGGAAUGGAUUCACUCAGUCAUCUCAACAGAAGGUACAUCAGCAAGUUCACACUGAGCAAGGCGAUUCUUCUGUUCUGUGUGUGAGAAGAGAUUCAGUCUGUCUUCCCACCUGUGGACACACCAGUCAGUUCACACUGGGCAGAGGCUGGUCAUCUGCUGAAUUUGUGGGGAAGGAUUCACUCGGUCAUCUGACCAAAUGGCUCACCAGCGAGUUCACACCGGGGGGCAGCCGUUCACCUGCUCAGAUUGUGGGAAGGGAUUCACUCAGGCAUCUCAGCUACUAAAACACCAGUCUGUUCACACUACAGAGAGGGAUUUCACCAGCUCAGAUUGUGGGAAGAAAUUCCCUCACUCUUCCACCCUACAGAGACACCAGCGAAUUCACACUGGGGAGAAGCUGUUCACCUGCUCAGAAUGUGGAAAGGAAUUCACUCGAUCAUCCACCCUAUUGGCACACCAGUCAGUUCACAGUGGGGAGAGGCCGUUCACCUGUGAAUGUGGGAAGGGAUUCACCCAGUCAUCUCAUCUACAGAUACACCAGCGAGUUCACACUGGGGAGAGGCCAUUUAAAUGCUCAGACUGUGGGAAGGGCUUCGCUCAGUCAUCUCAUCUACAGACACACCAGCAGGUUCACACUGAGGAGAGGCCAUUCACCUGCUCAGACUGUGGGAAGGGAUUCACUCGGUCAUCUGAUCUACUGAGACACCAGCAAGUUCACACUGGGGAGAGGCCAUUCACCUGCUCAGACUGUGGGAAGGGAUUCACUCUGUCGUCCUCCCUAUUGGCACACAAAUCAGUUCACACUGGGGCGAGGAUGUUCUCCUGCUCAGACUGUGGAAAAGGAUUCACUCUGUCAUCCUCCCUUAUGCUACACCAGUCAGUUCACACUGGGGAGAGGCCGUUCACCUGCUCAGACUGUGGGAAGGGAUUCACUCAGUCAUCCAACCUACAGAGACACCAGCGAGUUCACACUGGGGAGAAGCCGUUCACCUGCUCAAACUGUGGGAAGGGAUUCACUCAGUCAUCCAACCUACAGAGACACCAGCGAGUUCACACUGGGGAGAAGCCGUUCACCUGCUCAGACUGUGGGAAGGGAUUUACUCGAUCAUCUCAUCUACUGAAACACCAGCGAGUUCACACUGGGUAGAGGCUGAUCACCUGCUCAGACAUUUGGAAGAGAUUCUCUCAGCCAUCUGCACCAAAUGUGCUUCAUUGAGUUCACACUGGGGAGAGGUCGUUCACCUGUUUUGAAUGUGGGAAGCCGACAGUGAUAAUGACCAGCACAAUCUGGCCCUUAACACCCAGAAGACCAAGGAGAUUAUUGUGGACUUCUGGCAUGCUAUGAGCCACACUCACAUCCCUAUCUGCAUCAACGGAGCUGUGGUGGAGCGUGUAUCAAGCUUCAAAUUCCUUCGUGUCCACAUUUCUGAGGAUCCCACCUGGUCGCUGAACUCCUCCAUCCGGAUCAAAAAGGCACAAGAGCGCUUUUAUUUCCUGUGGAGCAUCAAAAAGGUUCAUAUCUUCCUGCUAUACCAUUGAGAGCAUACUCACCAACUGCAUCUCAGUGUGGUAUGGCAAUUGUCCUGUGUCGGAUCGCAAAGCACUCCAGCGUGUUGUGAAAACUACCCAGCGGAUUAUUGGCACCUGAUUGCCCACCAUUGGGAACAUCUACCAUAAAGGCUAACUGGGCAGAGCGAAAAGCAUUAUCAAGGAUGCAUCUCACCCUAACCAUGGACUUUUUACUCUCCUCCCAUCCAGUAGGCACUACAGGAGCCUCCGCUCCCGCACCAGCAGGCACAAGAAGAGCUUCUUCCCUGAGGCUGUGAACCGGCUGAACCUCACAUCACAGCGCUAAGCAGUAUUGCACCCAUAUUGUGCUGUCUCAGUACUUUUAUAUUUGUGUGCUGUAGCACUUACUUUUUAUUUGCAGUUAUUUUAUAAACAACACUGUUCUUUGCAUUUCUGGACAGAUGCUAACUGCAUUUCAUUGGCUUUGUAUCUGUAUUCGACACAAUGACAAUAAAGUUGAAUCUAAUCUAUCUAAUCUAAUCUACUCAGUAUUCUAACCUUGUGACACACUACCAGGUUCACACUGGGGAGAAAUUUCAAUAAGCUGCAUGCUGGAUAUUUGUCCAUCACUGUUGCUGAAUCCAAUUCCGAGAGUGACUGUCGGUGCUGAACUCUGCAAUUAUUGCUGCUGCUCACCACACCCAGUUCUGCACCCUGGUCACUGGGCAUGGGAGGAAUUUCUUCUGCUGCAUAUUCACCUUUAAUGGGACUGGAGUUUAAUAUUCUGGAUCUGUGACAAAUAAAUCAGUUCU